UAUCAUUUCAUCGUUACCUCACUUUGACAAAAUGCAGACAUUGACAGCACUCGCACUACUGCUUGCGGUGAACUAUGUUCUUUGUGAACAAGUUCUGUAUGACAGGAAACACCACAAAGCCAUCAUUUUACGGCCCGGAACCGGAUGUUAUGAGUAUCACAUGAAUCACCAGGAAUCUCAGGAUUCUUUUGAUGAUGCUCUGAGGCCAGCUCUUGAGACUAAGAUGAUCGACAGAUUAAACUGUAGCACAGAUAUUCAUGAAGUCGGCCAUCACAGUAUAGAUCAUCUCACCACAGAAAUCCGGACGGCGUGUGCUUCAGUACCUGUAUACGGAUUUGAUCAGACCGGAGCUGGAUGUACUACUCCAACUUCAUUGCCAAUCAUUUCUGGAUCACCUAUUUCUAACCCAAUGCCAUGAGUGUAUUUUAUUCACACUUUUGACUGAAUAUAUUGAUUGAAAUUUGGUGAAAGUUUCAACAUGCUGUAAAGAGUACAUCUUCGACUGAUUGUUGAAAAAUUAUGAAUAUUAAA
Saccostrea echinata is the source of this 531-nucleotide messenger RNA. RefSeq lists its product as uncharacterized. The record is from RefSeq and is a predicted model, not a curated record. Bases 32 to 418 code for a protein of 128 amino acids. The transcript has 4 exons. NCBI's taxonomy places the organism in Eukaryota, Metazoa, Mollusca, Bivalvia, Ostreida, Ostreidae.